CCCCUCACGUGACCGGCGGUCGCGCGCGGGGCGCGGACCCCCCAAAAUCCCCUCCUGCAGAAUUUGGGGACCCCCCGACCCCCUUCACCCCCAGCCAUGGAGGAGGUGGACAAGAUCCUGAUCCACUCCCUGCGACAGGCGGGGACGGCGGUGCCCCCCGAGGUUCAGAGCGUGCGGGACCUGACCCCCGAGCUCGUGGUGGACGCGGCCGUUCGGUGCCUCCGGGCGGUGCGUCCGGACCUGGGGGGGCCCCUGAGCCCCCUCCUGCCCCCCGGCAUCUCCGCCCGCUUCCGCCUCGCCUCCGACCUGGCGGCCGCCUGCCAGGAGCUGGGGUUCGGGGGGGACGUGGGGUACCAGACCUUCCUGUACAGCUCCGAGCACGACACGCGGCGCCUGCUCCUGUUCCUGGUGGAGAAGCUGCCGCGGGACGAGGGCGAGCGCGGGGCCGAGCCCCCCGGGAAAUCGGGGGCUCUGCUCCGAGCCAUCGGCGCCCGGAUCCGCGAGCAGCUGGGGACCCCCUGGGUGCCCCCCCAGUGUCGGACCCCCCGUUUGCAGCGGCUGCAGGGCACCGCUCGCCUCCACCCCUUCACGACCUGUCCCUUGGUGCUGCCCCAGAGCGGGGGGGCCCCUGAGCUGCAGGAGUAUUUUGGGGGGGUGGCCCCCCCGGUGCCAGCGCAGCCCCCCCAGCCCUGCAGGACCCCCCCAGCCCUGCUGGAGACCCACCAGGCCCAGCUCAGCGCCCGCCACGACUGGGAGGCCGAGUGGGGGGGCCCCGGCCUGGCCUCCCGCCUGCCCCCCCAGGAGUACGUGGGGCGGAAGCGGCUCCGUGCUCGGCUCCGGGCUCUGGAGCCCCUCCGGCAGCUCUGCCCCCCGCCCCAGGGCCCCCAGGGCCCCCUGGACCCCGCCUGGCUCCAGGAGGCCUUUGGGGCCGGGGGGCCGGGGGCCCUGCCCAAGGAGUCGCGAUUCACCCGCACCCAGCACCUCACCCACCAGCAGGACCCCCAGACCCUCCUGCAGCAGAUCCAGGCGGGGCCGAGUCCCUGCAGCACCCCCGGGCCCCGAGGAGGCCUCAGGGGUCCCCCCCCCCAGCGAAGAGGCCGCCCUGGAGGCCGCCCUGGCCCGGCUGGAGGCCGAGAUCGAGGGGACCCGCGGGCAGCUCCGGGCGGCCCAGCUCAGCCUCACACAGGCAGAGGCCGAGGUGCAGCAGGGCCGGGGGGCUCUGGGGGGCCGUGAGGACGAGCUGAGGGUCAAGGCCAGGGCUGUGGAGCUGCUCCCGGACGCCCAGAACAACAUGGCCAAGCUGCAGGUGAGGGGGG
Messenger RNA from Myiozetetes cayanensis, 1316 nucleotides. It is a transcript of the gene CCDC22, whose product is annotated as coiled-coil domain containing 22. Gene Ontology annotation, biological process: positive regulation of ubiquitin-dependent protein catabolic process. Lineage: Eukaryota; Metazoa; Chordata; Aves; Passeriformes; Tyrannidae. Gene Ontology annotation, molecular function: cullin family protein binding. The record is from RefSeq and is a predicted model, not a curated record.